Caenorhabditis angaria is the source of this 2283-nucleotide messenger RNA. The record is from the annotation of a GenBank genome assembly. NCBI's taxonomy places the organism in Eukaryota, Metazoa, Nematoda, Chromadorea, Rhabditida, Rhabditidae.
AUGGGUUGUAUUCAAAGUUCAGAGGCCAAAAAGCGAUCGAAACGAAUCGAUGAAAUGGUAAGCUUUUUCUAGAAAAUAUAUGUAUUAUACUAAAAAAAAAUAUUUAAGCUACGUCAUGACGAACUUCAAGCUGCACGAGAAGUCAAAUUGCUCCUCCUGGGAGCUGGCGAAUCGGGAAAAUCGACACUUGUUCGACAAAUGAGGAUUUUGCAUGAUCAAGGAUUUGAGCGAUGUGAAAGAGUGGCUUUCAAACCGGUUAUUUAUAGCAAUAUUUUGCAGGUUAGUGAGGGAGAGAGAGAUUGGAAAAAAAUAAAUCCGAGAGGAUUAGAGGGGGCUUUGAAGAUGUACUAAGUUGGAAAAAUAAUUUUGGUAAUUAGCAAGAUAACUUUUUUUUAAAGAAAAACUUUUUGGCCAAAUUAUGACCAAAAUUUAGUCAAAAAUUGAUCAGAAAUUGGCCAAAAUGGCAAAAUUUAUCAAAAUUUGGCCAAAUUUGACUAAAUUUUUUUUCUCUCUGACCAAAAAUUGGUGCAUUCCCAGCACCUAUGAGUACUAUAUGUUUUCUAGUAGUUUUCGACACGCUGAUCACUAUUCCGUUGUCGAAAAUCGCAGAACUCAAUUCCUAUUAAGUGGCAAAGUUUGAGGGAUUUUUGAAGCUGAAAACUAGCUGAUUUUCAUGCAAAUCUGAUUUUUGAAGAUCGAAUUCACGAAAAGUCAAAAAACGUCGAGGUCAACAUUAGUUUUCUGAGUUUUAGAGCCAAAAAUGAUGACAAAUCAAAGAUUUUCAAGCUUCUGGGGUGAUUUCUAAUGAAAUUAAGCUUCGUAAACCCUAUUUUUCCUCAUUUUAUGUUUUUUUUUCAUCAGAAAUCACCCCAGAAGCUUGAAAAUCCUCGAUUUGUCAUGAUUUUUGGCUGAAAAACUAAUUUUUUUGACCUACAAUGUUUUGGCUUUUCGUGAAUUUUUUUCGUUCAUGAAUCAGCAGAUUUGCAUGAAAACCAUUUAGUUUUCAACUCCAAAAAUCCCUCAAACUUUGCCACGUCAUAGGAGUUGAGUUCUGUAAUUCUAGACAAUGGAAUAGUUAUCAGCGCGUUGGAAACUGCUAGAAAACAAAUUUUAUUUAAAAAUUGCCAAAAGCCUAUCUUGUGAGGUACGAAAAAUCGCAAAAUGACUUGGUUUUUAAUUUUUCAAGGUUAUUUUCACGUCAAAUAUGAAAAUAGGGGCAUUUCUAAUUUCUAGAUGUAUUCCUAAACCUUAUUUCAGUCCCUAACCGCUAUUAUUCGAGCAAUGCCAACUCUCAACAUCCCAUUCUUGGAUGAACAACUCGAAAAUGAUGCAAAAACAUUCCUAGCCUUCAAAAUGGACACCGAUGAGAUCCCCGAAGAAAUGGUUGAUAUAAUGAAAUCAAUUUGGAAAAACGAGCAAAUUCAAAAAGGCUUCGAAAGAUCGCGAGAAUAUCAGCUCAAUGAUUCAGCACAAUAUUAUUUGAAUGCGCUCGACAGAAUCGCAACCACCUUCUACAUUCCAACGCAGGAUGAUAUUUUGCGAGCGCGUGUCAAAUCCACCGGAAUUGUUGAGACACACUUCGUUUAUAAGGAUUUGUUAUUCAAAAUGUUUGAUGUGGGGGGACAGAGGAGUGAGCGAAAGAAAUGGAUACAUUGUUUUGAGGAUGUUACCGCAGUUAUGUUUUGUGUUGCGUUGAGUGAAUAUGAUAUGAAACUAGCGGAAGAUGCGAAAAUGGUGAGUGAGAAAUAUUAUCGAAAAUCUCAUCGUUACUCCACGCGCUCCGAAAUAAACACGCAACGCAGACCGCGCCGCGCCACAACACACACGAACGAUUCAAAUUCCCUCCCUUUCUGUGUGUGUUGUGGCGCGGCGCGGUCUGCGUUGCGUGUUUAUUUCGGUGGAGCGCGUGAGAUUUUCGAUAAUACACACAUCUUUGUGUGUGUAUCAAUAGAGCGCGUUUGGUCGCGUGUUCAAAUUUCAAAUUUAUUUUUCUUCAUUUUCUAUCGAAAAUGAAUGAAAUUUCAGAAUCGAAUGCAUGAAUCAAUGCAAUUAUUCGACUCAAUUUGCAACAAUCACUGGUUUAUUGAAACCGCCAUCAUCCUCUUCCUCAACAAAACCGAUUUAUUCGCCAAACAACUCAAAACAUCAUCAAUACGUGUAUGUUUCACGGAUUAUUACGGUGAUAAUAGUUUCGAAGACACGGCGGGAUUUAUUCGAAAAGAAAUUCGAAAGACUAAAUCGUCGCGAAAAAGAGGUUUAUACACAUUUCACAUGUGCAACUGA